Molecule: messenger RNA, 667 nt
Organism: Chrysoperla carnea
Lineage: Eukaryota; Metazoa; Arthropoda; Insecta; Neuroptera; Chrysopidae
Gene: Npc2b
Product: ecdysteroid-regulated 16 kDa protein
Exons: 4
Coding region: 139-627 (162 amino acids)
Biological process (GO): sterol transport
Molecular function (GO): sterol binding
Source: RefSeq, a predicted model, not a curated record
UUCAAACAUAGUUGUUCAGUUUGUUGUAUAAUCAACAACAACACGGAAGGUUUAAACACACAUUUAACUUAAUAUUUAAAUUAUAUUUUUAUAUACAUUUUAAGCUAUAUUAGCUUAACUUUUUAAUUAAAAACAACAAUGUUUUCUUUAAAAUUAUUUGUUUUAUUAAGUUGUUUGUGUUUGAAUUAUGUUUAUUCGACAACAGUUAAAAAUUGUCAAACUGGCGCACAAUCAAAGGCAUCUCCAGAAGAUUUGUCUGCAGCCAUAAAUAUAGUAAACUGUGAUAAACCACCAUGUAAAUUAGUUCGAAAAACAACAACACAUAUAGAAGCUAAGUUUACACCUUCCGAAGACGUAGAAAAUUUAGUUGAUUCAGUACAAGCUAUUAUUGGCGGAGUGCCACUUCCAUUUAUUGGAGUUGAUGGAAGUUCUGUAUGUUCGAAAAUUCUACUAGCAAGUGAUGGAAGUAAAGCUGAGUGUCCAUUAAAAGCUGGAACUGAAUACAUUUACAAAGAUCAAUUUGACGUAUUAGCAAUAUAUCCAAAAAUUCAAGCCGUAGUUCAUUGGGCAUUACAAAGUGAUAAGAAAGAUAUUUUAUGUUUUGAAGUACCAAUUAAAAUUGUUUAAGAAUAUUUAAGUUUUUAAAUAUUUUCAAUUUUAAAUUUAC